GACUCGUAAAUGCUGCAGGUAUUUUGUUUUCUCUUCUUUGAACUGUUUUAAUGCUAAAAUUACCCAAAAAAAUACACUACGUAGACUCCAACUGUAUUCAUAAUUACAGUCAGCUGUACACGCUGUCCUGUAGUUUGGGUUCAUCUUUGUCAAGUCGGCCAGGAAAAUGAGCAGCGGAGUAGGAAUUGAAGACACCUCAUCCUUCAAUCGGUCUUCAGGUACAAACCUGACUGAAGCUGACAGUGUGGCUCACUGUCGAGACUCCUCAAUCUACCCCGUCUUAAUGGUGGCCUACGGUCUGAUAUUUAUGAUUGGUUUCUUCCUCAACGGCUUCAUCCUGAGGUUCUACUUCUGCCAAGCGCAGCAGCAGGCGUCCAGCACCAUUAUGAUCUACCUGAGGAACUUGGCGGCUGCUGAUUUCCUGCUCUGCCUCUCUCUACCUCUGCGUAUAGCCAACUAUAUCAGCAAAUCCAACACUCUCCACCUGGUCCACUGCAACUUUGGCGCUACUGCCCUUUAUGUGAAUAUGUACGCCAGCAUCCUUUUCAUGGGCUACAUCGCCGCUAACAGAUAUCUGAAGAUUGCUCGUCCUUUGCAAACCCACAUCCUACAAAAAGCACGGGCUGCUCACGUCAUCUCCGCUGUAACCUGGGGUUGCCUCCUGACUCUGAUGAGCGCCUACAUCAUCCUUUCGGUCUACACCCAGAAACCUUUGACCUCUAUCCCCAGCACACCGAUCUGCAAAUUCCUGCGCAGUGACCAGCUCCAUUUGCUCUACAAAUUCAUUCACAGCUUUUCCGGCAUCGUCUUCCUGGUUGUCCUCAUCUCCCUGCUCUUCUUCUACUACAGCACCUCCCGCAGGGUGUUGCUGGCGCAGAAGAAGCAUCCAGAGUCCCUUGGCUCCAAAACGCUUAAAAAGUCACAUAGGAACAUGUUGGUGUUGGUCUGUGUCUUCUGUUUAUGCUUUGUCCCCUUCCACCUGGUUCACCCUCUCCGCAUGUUCCUGAGGAAGAAUUGUAGAGGGGAAAACAUUUUGCACAACCUGUCAGAGCUGACCAUUCUAAUGUCAGUUCUUAACGUCUGCCUCGACCCACUCAUCUACUUCAUCUUCUGCAAGGCAUUCAGGGCUCAGUUUAACCUGAGACGAGCUCGUACAUCCAAUAAUAGCAGCAAUAAUAGCUUCCAACAAAUGAAUUUAAAUGAAUAAUAACUCAUUAUGUAAUACGUGCAUAUGAUGUAAAAACCACAAAUAAUAUAAGAUUAGAAUGCAAUAAGAGCAAAACUUCAAAAUACUAUAGCAAAAAAAUCUAAUGUGAGACAUAACUGCCAAUUAAAUAAAAAUCAGACGUGACAAAAACACUGAAAAAUGUUG
Stegastes partitus (bicolor damselfish) is the source of this 1372-nucleotide messenger RNA. RefSeq names its product P2Y purinoceptor 14-like. Gene Ontology annotation, cellular component: membrane. Gene Ontology annotation, molecular function: G protein-coupled purinergic nucleotide receptor activity. Gene Ontology annotation, biological process: G protein-coupled receptor signaling pathway. Bases 167 to 1207 code for a protein of 346 amino acids. The transcript has 3 exons. The record is from RefSeq and is a predicted model, not a curated record. NCBI's taxonomy places the organism in Eukaryota, Metazoa, Chordata, Actinopteri, Pomacentridae.